AUGGAGUCUGAAACAUCUCACGGACAUUACUUCGACGUUUUGAAAAAGUCAACCCCGGAUGGAAAGUUAUCCCUUUUUUUGGAUCGACGGACGUAUAUUGAUCAUUUCGACCAUAUUGAUCCUAUUAAUGGAGUCCUCACUUUAUCAAAAGAUGUGAACAGUACAGAUCAUAUCUUUCUUAUACUAACUUGUUCAUAUCGUUAUGGUAGAGAUGAUUUAGACGUGUUAGGAUUAACUUUUCAAAAAGAAUUAUUAAUUUAUACACAACAUUUAUGGCCAAAUCAUCCUAUCAAUGAAACUUAUUCAACAUUAAAUAAUAUGAAAUGGCCAAAAAAAUUGAAGAAAUUUAAAUGGUAUCGAAAAAGAAAAUGGAAUCUAUAG
Messenger RNA from Heterobilharzia americana, 381 nucleotides. The record is from the annotation of a GenBank genome assembly. Lineage: Eukaryota; Metazoa; Platyhelminthes; Trematoda; Strigeidida; Schistosomatidae.